CCUGCAUAACGUGACCAUGGCGUAUCCCAGCUCAGAACAGGCCCUUGUGCUGGCGGCGCCGCAGUUUGCGUUUACGCAGGAACGCGAAACAUUCAAGCUCGGCAAGGCCCUCAAGAGCAGCGGCCCCGUUGUUGUGCCUGUGGCCAGCACUUCGUCAGCGACACCAUGCUCUUUCACGACUCGUGGGUCGGCGGUAGUGAGCCACAAGCUGGCAUCUCGGCGUGCAGUGGCGCGCUCACGGCUUGCCGCGGCCCCCUUUGCCAGCCUCAGCUUUGCCGCGGUGACUAUGCAGCCACCAGCUAAGCAAGAGAGCAGCAAGGUUGCUACGAAGAAGAAGAAGUCUCUUGGAGAGAUUGUCGCGCUUGCUGGCAAGAAGGCGCUGUCUGGCGGUGUGCCGGGCAUGAUUGCUAUGGGCAUCCAGGUGCUCUCUCUGAUGUGGCUACGCACUACCAUCAACUACCAGUACCGCUACGGGACGACGACGUUGGAGGCCCUGAGGACCCUGUACGCUCAGGGUGGCAUCCCGCGCUUCUACCAGGGCCUGACUCCCGCCCUGUUCCAGGGCCCUCUGUCCCGCUUCGGUGACACCGCCGCCAACACCGGCAUGCUGGCGCUGCUGGAGGACGUGGACAUGCCCGUCGCCUUCAAGACCGUCGCCGCCUCGCUGGCUGCCGGCUGCUUCCGCAUCUUCCUGAUGCCCGUGGACGCCUGCAAGACCAUCCUGCAGGUGGAGGGCAAGAACGGCCUGAACGCGCUGUUCAACAAGGUCAAGCUGGGCGGCCCCUCGGUGCUCUACCACGGCGCGCUCGCCGCCUCGGUCGCCACCUUUGUGGGCCACUACCCCUGGUUCGCCACCUACAACUCCCUCAACGCCUGGCUGCCGCGCUACGAGGACGACCUGCCCAAGAAGCUGCUGCGCUCGGCCUUCAUCGGCUUCUGCUCCUCGUUCGUGUCGGACUGCUGCUCCAACUCGAUCCGCGUCAUCAAGACCACCAAGCAGACCGCUACCGUGCCCAUGAGCUACACCGAGGUGGUCAAGGAGAUCAUCCGCACGGACGGCGUGUCGGGCCUGUUCUUCCGCGGUCUGGGCACCAAGCUCAUCACCAACGGCAUCCAGGGCAUCAUGUUCAGUGUCAUGUGGCGCCUGGGCCAGGACUACUACAACAAGCAGGCGGCUGACAAGGCCGCCAAGGAGAAGGCUGAUGCGGCCGCGGCGGCCAAGUAAGGAGGAGGAGGAGGAAACUCUUCUGCGUCCUCUGGUGGUGCAUCAUGAUGUGUCUGAUGGAAGCUUUUGACGUGACGAGCCGGUACCUCUCGACUACAUUGCGUGGGGGGGUGCGUUCGUGAGCCUGUGCGAGCCCGUUCUUUUUAUACGCAGGCACGUCGCUGCUCGGCUGAUUUGGGUCACUGCUUGUUUACGUUAUGAAGCUUUUGGUGGAAGGCUUACCCCGGUGUGGUCGUAUCCAUGUGUGACUUGGUGGCUGACUUUAAAAAGACCGUUUGUCUCGUGUGAAUUUGGUAACGUGGAGAAAGGUGUGUGCCUGGUAGGGUGGCACGUGGGGUGAAUGUUGGUGAAGGUGUGAUUAUGGCAGGAAGAAAAGCCUCAGCAUUUGAACUUACAGCUUUCCGGGAGCCAGUCCGUGUGGGGUGCUCCUUGUGGGCCCAACCUCGGAAGAAAGCCCCUGGAGCGUGUUUGGGACAUUCGUAACACCAUUAUUUUACUUGUUAAAGCGGGUGUCUUUGUUUGUGGGUUUGUGGCUGUUUGCAUGGCGUGGGGCGAACCGGUGCUUGAAGCGCUGUGAUGAGACCUGGCGGUGUGUUCGCGAUGUUUCCUCGGAUCUGGUUUCGUGAGCAAGGAUUCAAGCGUUACUGUACGUGUCUUAAACCGUAUUCCUAGCGGAAGUGCCGCCUUGGCCUCCGUGGCUUGUUGCAUCUGUGUCCGCCUUAAAACUGCGUGCCGCGAGGUUCAUGGCCCGUGGCUUAAGGGCUUUCGCUGUUGCCUUGGUCUCCUCCUUGAUACCAGGUGGCCUUGGUAACAGCUUGACACAAACUGUAGGAGGUGCUCCCCUGCUCUUUACGCAAUAUGCGUCAUCCAGCUGUAAAAGUCUGCGGUGUACUC
Messenger RNA from Astrephomene gubernaculifera, 2119 nucleotides. The record is from the annotation of a GenBank genome assembly. NCBI's taxonomy places the organism in Eukaryota, Viridiplantae, Chlorophyta, Chlorophyceae, Chlamydomonadales, Astrephomenaceae.